Messenger RNA from Mycotypha africana, 1404 nucleotides. RefSeq lists its product as uncharacterized. The transcript has 4 exons. Lineage: Eukaryota; Fungi; Mucoromycota; Mucoromycetes; Mucorales; Mycotyphaceae. The record is from RefSeq and is a predicted model, not a curated record. Gene Ontology annotation, cellular component: clathrin vesicle coat; endosome; plasma membrane. Bases 1 to 1404 code for a protein of 467 amino acids. Gene Ontology annotation, molecular function: clathrin binding; phospholipid binding. Gene Ontology annotation, biological process: endocytosis.
AUGGAAGCCAAGGUUCAUGAUGCUACCAAUAAUGAACCUUGGGGUGCAUCGACAUCUCUUAUGCAAGAGAUUGCUCAAGGCACAUAUAACUACCAGUAUUUCAAUGAAAUUAUGCCUACCAUUUAUAGGCGGUUCACCGAAAAAGCACCUAAUCAAUGGCGUCAGAUAUAUAAGGCUUUAGUGCUCUUGGAAUACCUUAUCAAAAAUGGAUCUGAACGGGUAGUGGAUGAUGCUCGUUCUCAUGUAUCCAUGAUAAAAAUUAUGCGCAAUUUCUACUAUAUUGAUGAUAAAGGCAAGGAUGAGGGUUUGAAUGUCCGUAACAGAGCGAAAGAAAUUGUAGAGUUAUUGGGCAAUACAGAAAAGAUUAGAGCAGAACGUAAACUAGCGAGGAAGAACCGUAAUAAAUAUGUCGGUGUAAGCUCUGAUGCUGCUGGUGGCAUAGGUUCCACAGGUAUCAGAGGAGGGUUUUCUUCUUCUAGUGGAUCAUCUUCAAGGUUCGUUGGUUUUGGUAGCGAUUCCUUGUUCGGUAGAAGCGGAGGUAGCAGUACAGGGCAUGGCAUCAGCUUCAAUGGUGAUGCAAUGAGCUUUGGCGAGGAGACGCCAUAUCCUCAUCAAACAGGAAAAUAUGAUUUAGAUGACGAUGAGGAGGAUUUUGAUAGCAAUAGUAAUAAGAACAGCAGAGAAGAUGAAGAUGAUUUUGCAGAAUAUACCUCUGCUACUUCUGCGAGUAAAGACAAAGGAAACCAACAUACGGACGACGAAGAUGAUUGGGGAGACUUUACAUGUGGUGAACAACCCAGUGUGACCAAUAUGAAGGCGAAUGAGAGUAAUAUUUUGGAUGAUGAUUUUGCUGAUUUUCAAAGUGCCAGAAAUGACCUCGUCUUUACAUCUGCAGCAACUCCAACGACAAGUAGCACCAACAAAGCAGCUCAGCAAAACUUGUUUGAUUUAUUAGAUGAUACUGCUAGCCCAACUACAGCCGCAUCUUUAUCGCCCUCUACUACAGCUGCUAAUAAUAUUAACCUAUCUACAUUUGAAGCAAAGCAACCUAUAACCCCUUCCUCAGCCAAUAACGGUUUUUCCAGUAGUCAACAACAAACAACGCAACCAUCAAACAAGCCGACCCCAACAACGGUUUCAGAAGAAAAGAAAAAAGAUACUCCUCUGGGCAUGUGGGCGCAAGCGUCUAACUUUGUCUCUCUUGAUUCGUUGGGUAAGAAGCCUCAAAACAACAGUGCAGUCGCUGGUCCCUCUAUAAACUCAUUAAAGCAUACAAGUGUGCAAGCCAGUUGGAAUAAUUGGGCCAAUAAUAACAGCCAAUCACCUACUCCAAGCACAAAACCUGUUACUGCCAAUGCUGCUACUUCCUCUUCCCCUACACCUUUUGGUGACCUUUUAGGUUAA